AUGUCCGUGCCAGUAACACCUACGCCUCCAAGAACACAACUGGCCACGGCCACGCCGCAAAAGUCUGCUAGAAAGAGACUUGUCAACGCCUCGUUUGCCAAUUACAAUGAAGACGAGGAUCCUACGUUUAUUGAUGAGGCAACUGAGGUGAGCGACUCAGAGGACCUGAUCUCUGUCAUUAGCACAGACGUGCUGUUGAGUGACGCUACUCAAGACUCCGUAUUGACCAAAGGCGGCGAUGGGGAUAUCAAGACCGGCGCAGUGGCCCAGGAACCAGAAACAUGGAAGGAAUGGGCCUUGAGACACGAGAUCCCCAGAAAAGUAUUGCAUUCUUCGAUUGGACCAUUUUCGCUAUAUCUUUAUACGUUGGGAUGCACGAUGAACCAGAUCUUGUACCCGAUGAUUGCGUUAACCACUGUUCUUUUCCUCAAUGACUUUAUUCGUCUUCGUAACCCUAAAGUCAAUGAGAUGGUGACUAAAUGGUUUGGUAUUAUUCUGAGACAAAGUGAAAUCAACGGAUGGAACGGCACGCUAUUCUACGCGUUGGGCGUGCUGCUUGUUUUCACAUCAGCACCUAAAGAUAUUGCCGUCAUGAGCGUGUUGCUCUUGAGUUGGGCUGACACCGCUGCGCUGACCAUCGGGCGUCUCUGGGGUAAGUAUACGCCAAAAGUGAUGCCCGGCAAGUCUUUGGCGGGAUGCCUUGCCAGCUUUGCCACAGGCGUGUUCCUGUGCUAUUUAUUCUACGGCUACUUUUGCGUGGAGUACGACUAUGUGAACUUGCCAGGGCAGAUUUUCUGGACCAAGGAAACCAGCAUGAUGAACUUGCACGUCUAUGCGCUUGCCACAGGCGUAGCAGCCUCCGUAUCCGAAGCAUCUGACAUUGGCGGCAUCGACGACAAUCUCAUCAUCCCAGUGAUGAGUGCCAUUCUCUUGUACGCGUUGGUGUGGGCUACCAAGGUGUAA
Molecule: messenger RNA, 963 nt
Organism: Candidozyma haemuli
Lineage: Eukaryota; Fungi; Ascomycota; Pichiomycetes; Serinales; Metschnikowiaceae
Product: diacylglycerol kinase
Exons: 1
Coding region: 1-963 (320 amino acids)
Biological process (GO): phosphatidic acid biosynthetic process
Cellular component (GO): endoplasmic reticulum membrane
Molecular function (GO): ATP-dependent diacylglycerol kinase activity
Source: RefSeq, a predicted model, not a curated record